This is a messenger RNA of Tripterygium wilfordii, 1499 nucleotides long. RefSeq names its product cell wall integrity protein scw1. Gene Ontology annotation, molecular function: mRNA binding. The transcript has 9 exons. The coding region runs from base 111 to 1100 and encodes 329 amino acids. The record is from RefSeq and is a predicted model, not a curated record. NCBI's taxonomy places the organism in Eukaryota, Viridiplantae, Streptophyta, Magnoliopsida, Celastrales, Celastraceae.
GACUCACGGGCUUUUAGGGAUAUAGAUAUUCGCAGUUCCUCUGGCGGAGUAAGCAAUUUGGUGUUUUAGGGUUUUAUGAAUAACUGAAGUAAUCGAUCGAUUGGAACCACAUGGCGGGUACAGGAAUCAAUCCUUACCAUCAGCAGUGGCCGCCGGCAGCAGCUCCUCCUCCGGCUCCGGCCGCUGUACCGGCUCCUCCCCCUGUUGUUCACCACCCUCCUCCCGUCCUCAUCGACAACACUCCUCGCCCCGCCCACGAUGAGGUUCGAACAAUAUUCAUUACGGGGCUUCCCGAUGAUGUGAAGGAGAGAGAGCUGCAGAAUUUGCUAAGGUGGUUACCAGGCUAUGAGGCUUCUCAAGUGAACUAUAAGGGGGAAAGACCCAUGGGUUUUGCUCUUUUCUCUACUGGCCAGUUUGCAGUUGCUGCCAAAGAUGCUUUGCAGGAAAUGGUUUUCGAUGCAGAAUCAAAGUCGGUGUUGCAUACAGAGAUGGCCAAGAAGAAUCUUUUUAUUAAAAGAGGAAUAGUAGCAGAUUCUAAUGCUUAUGAUCAAAGCAAGCGUUUGAGAACUGGUGGUGACUACAGUCACACAGGUUAUGCAACACCUCCUCCAUUUCACCCUCCAGCUCCUAUUUGGGGACCCCACGGGUACAUGGCUCCAGCACCUUAUGAUCCAUAUGGCGGAUAUCCUAUGCAUCCGGUUCCAAUGCCUGCUCCUCCAUCUAUUCCAUCGCCAAGCAGUUAUGUACCUGUUCAGAAUACAAAAGAUAACGCCCCUUGCAAUACCCUCUUUAUUGGCAAUCUUGGAGAGAAUAUAAAUGAGGAAGAACUGAGGGGUCUUUUCAGUGUACAGCCUGGUUUUAAACAAAUGAAGAUCUUGAGACAAGAAAGGCAUACUGUUUGCUUUAUUGAGUUUGAAGAUGUGAACAGUGCGACCAAUGUUCACCAUAGUUUGCAGGGUGCUGUUAUCCCCAGUUCUGGUUCUGUUGGCAUGCGGAUACAAUAUUCAAAGAACCCAUUUGGGAAGAGGAAGGAUGGCAACUACUCUGUCGCUUCUCCUGGCACCAAUGGAACUCCACCGGCAGCUAUGGCAUACCAGUAGCAUGAAGGGGAUGUACUCUGUUCUUUUUGCUCGAGAAACCACUGCAUGAUAUAGGAUGACAUCUUGCAGCUGUUGCAUGCAUCCAUUUCAUCAUCAACAUCAGCAUCUUCUUCAAAUUUCGAUGAAUUCAUGUAGUGCUAUCAUCAAAAUAGCAUUUGUCCAUGUUAUACUAAGCCGAGACAUGCAUUUCUUAAGCAGCAUUUGUUAAUACCUGGAUAACUUAGAUAUUUUCGCCAUAUGUUCUAUUGGAUUUGUGUGGUUUCCAUCUCAUAUUUGCAUCAAAAGACAUACCUUUCCAUUUCUCUAUUUAGUUCAACACAGCAUUGACACAGAGGUUACAGCAUCAUCGUUUCGUAAGUCUAGGAAAUAACACCAUUGAUCAUGUUUGCUGUUUUGUUU